GAAUUAUACUGCAUUUACUGUGCAUUUUAUUAUAGGAACACCUCGUGAAACUAUUGGCCGGCCCUGGGCGCAUUUACUGGUCCUGCAGGACGAUCAUCCCUGUUGCUGGUUCUAGCUUUCUUUUUUCAUUAUGCCUCGUUCAUUUCUGGUGAAAAAGAGCAGGAAGGGAGGCUUUCGUUCCUCUCUUCCCAUCGCUGACGUGCCCUAUCUAGGCCUGGUGGGUUGGUCUGUCCCCAUAAAAGUGGCUACACUACCAGAGGAAUCAGGCCAAGAGAUACAACCAUAUUCUCCAAUCAUGCAGCAAAACAGUACACACAGCAGUCUCAAUAAUGACUGGAAAACAGAUCCAGCCGGUUUCCGGUACGGCCCUCCUCCGUCUCCAGUGCACUGGUUACCUGUCAACUCUAGAGACGUAGCAGACAUACAAGGGCUCAACAGCAGAGACAGUUCACUGGAAUGUUCUCUGAUGAGUCCUCGGAGGGAUUUGGGCCCAAAACAUUGCAGCUUGUGUGGCAAGGUUUUCUCAUCUCUUGCUCGUCUGGAGUCUCACGUGUACAGAUCGCAUGGUAGUCAUCAUGGACGGUCUCUGGUAUUCUGUGACAGCAAGGACCCUGUGAUGCCAUGUAGGAUAAAGGAACGAACAUUUGAGUGUAAGGAAUGUGGGAAGGUAUUCAAACGCUCAUCCACUCUGUCCACCCACCUCCUGAUCCACUCGGACACACGGCCAUAUCCCUGCCAGUACUGUGGCAAGAGAUUCCACCAGAAAUCCGACAUGAAGAAACACACCUUCAUACACACCGGAGAGAAGCCACAUGUUUGUAAAGUGUGUGGUAAAGCCUUCAGUCAGAGCUCCAACCUGAUCACACACAGCAGAAAACACUACAGACCCUUCAGCUGAACACACACUUUCCUCCAGGAGGAUCGGAGUGCCUACCCAACCAAGACCUUUGUGAAUGUACAGAAAUUACCUUUAAACACAAGUAUUAUAAAUUAUCAAGUGCAUAUUUUCUUCUAUAUGUUUAAACCAAGUCAUUUGUUCAUGCAGCAGUGCUUAAGAACAGUGUUAUGUGUGAUAUAAAAGAAAGCGUCAUAGCUGUACAUCAAUAAUAAUUAAAAGCAAA
Sinocyclocheilus rhinocerous is the source of this 1121-nucleotide messenger RNA. Its product is annotated as zinc finger protein Gfi-1b-like. Gene Ontology annotation, molecular function: DNA-binding transcription factor activity, RNA polymerase II-specific. Gene Ontology annotation, cellular component: nucleus. Gene Ontology annotation, biological process: regulation of transcription by RNA polymerase II. NCBI's taxonomy places the organism in Eukaryota, Metazoa, Chordata, Actinopteri, Cypriniformes, Cyprinidae. The transcript is spliced from 6 exons. Bases 131 to 898 code for a protein of 255 amino acids. The record is from RefSeq and is a predicted model, not a curated record.